AUGGAUGUCUUACUGCGAGAAAGUGCUUUUGGCCGAAUUCUCAACUACCUCUCCAACGGCAACCUUUUUCGGGCCCCUGACCACGCAAAAUCGAAAAGUGAAGUGACCACGAGCGAAAGUCCGUCGCCUACAUCUCCAGGUGCUCUUGACUUUAUCCUUGUGGAUUUUAGCGGACCCGAUGAUCCAGACAUUCCCAGGAAUUGGCCAAUGUUGGCGAAGACAGUUGCCAUGAUCGAUGUGAUGUUAUUGAACUUCAGUUUCUACGCGGCAUCAGCAAUCUUCACGCCGAGUAUUCCCUUAUUCGAGAAGGAUUUAGGUGCGACAACUGCCGAAGGAACAUUGGGACUCUCCCUUUUCGUUAUAGCAUAUGGCAUUGGGCCUCUCAUUCUUUCUCCUCUGUCCAACUUACCCUCGAUUGGACGCACUCCGGUAUAUGUUCUCGGCUCUUUUGCAUUUUGCCUGUUUAAUAUAGGGACUGCCCUGGCCAAGAACCUGCAAACCAUACUAGUCCUGCGCUUUUUUGGGGGUCUAGUCGGAAGUGCACCUAUUAGUGUGGGAGGCGCUACACUGAUGGAGGUCUUCAAGCCUAACCAGUGCCCGUAUGCGAUUGCCCUGUACGCGGUCAGUGGAGUCUGCGGGCCGAUUUUAGGGCCGAUACUCGGGACUCUGGUAAUAGAGCGCUGGCAAACAUGGACUGCGACUCUGUGGCUUCUCUCAGGCGUCACAGCCUUUACGACAGUGUUCAUAUUCUUCUUAUUGCCCGAGACAUUGAGCACCAAUAUCCUUCUACGCCGGGCACAAAGACUACGCAGACAGACGGGAGACCCUGCAUAUCAAAGUCAAGCCGAAUUAGAUACACCAGGCGCAUCCCUUGCCGUGCGCAUUGCUAGACAAACAGUGGAUGACUUUAAACUCUCUUGCACGGACCCAGUGAUCCUAUUUGUCAACAUGCAUACAAUGCUCAUCUAUGGCAUACUGUACCUAUGGUUUGAGUUCUUUCCAUUCGUGUUCGAUGGAAUCUACCAUUUCAAUGAUAUUCAACAAGGCCUUGCAUUCUUCGGUAUCCUUGUGGGUGCCGCACUUUCCGUCAUUGUAUACGUCCUAUGGUUAUACUUUUCAUACCAGCCACGGGUCGCAAAUUCGGACAUCAUUGUCGAACCUGAAGCGCGUCUAGUCCCCGGUCAAAUCGGAGCAGUGUGCAUUCCGAUCUGCCUCUUCAUUUUUGCCUGGACAUCUCGAGAGGGCGUACAUUGGAUCGUUCCUAUCAUUGGGACUGCUUUCUUUGCACCAGGCUUCUAUCUCACAUUCCAAUCUGUACUAAAUUACCUCGGAGAGUCCUAUCCAAGAUAUAUAGCAAGUGUGUUUGCUGGGAAUACCUUCUUCCGAAGCUCAUUCGGCGGUGCAUUACCUUUGGCUGCUCCGCAGAUGCUGAAGUCGCUCGGCAUUGGAUGGUCGUCGAGCACGUUGGGCUUUAUUUCUGUUGCAAUGCUUCCCUUACCUUUUAUUCUGGAGCGGUAUGGAAAGCGUCUGCGCUCGUGGAGCAAGUACGCCAACUAG
Molecule: messenger RNA, 1557 nt
Organism: Aspergillus luchuensis
Lineage: Eukaryota; Fungi; Ascomycota; Eurotiomycetes; Eurotiales; Aspergillaceae
Product: MFS transporter
Exons: 8
Coding region: 1-1557 (518 amino acids)
Biological process (GO): xenobiotic detoxification by transmembrane export across the plasma membrane
Molecular function (GO): fluconazole transmembrane transporter activity
Source: RefSeq, a predicted model, not a curated record